Messenger RNA from Carcharodon carcharias (great white shark), 2604 nucleotides. RefSeq names its product FYVE, RhoGEF and PH domain-containing protein 5-like. The record is from RefSeq and is a predicted model, not a curated record. NCBI's taxonomy places the organism in Eukaryota, Metazoa, Chordata, Chondrichthyes, Lamniformes, Lamnidae. The coding region runs from base 1 to 2604 and encodes 867 amino acids. The transcript is spliced from 13 exons. Gene Ontology annotation, molecular function: guanyl-nucleotide exchange factor activity. Gene Ontology annotation, cellular component: cytoplasm.
AUGUUGAUUUUGAAAGGAAGUUGUGGAUAUAGUGAAGAGGAUGUGAGUUCAGUAUCAUUAAACAUUGGCUCCUGCAAGACAAAGGAGGAAUUUGGCCAAAAUGAUGAACUGAUGCAGUCGUCACUCACCUCUCUAACUGCAGAACAAGAAGAGUUUUCUGGAAGGGAAGUUAAUUCGGGUGACUGUUCUGACAAUAUUGCCGUGGAGGUCAGACCCACCGUCUCUAACUGUGCUCUGGGAUUGCUAACUGGAACUGAGUACAGGCUGCCGCUGGGCCAAGGUGCUCGACACACAGAGAAAAUAGUUGGAUUGCCAAGUGUGUCCUUAGCAAGCGCUGAUUUGGGACGAGUGAGUGAACUGGUUAGUAAAGUAGAAGCUGAUCAAGCUGUUACUGCAGACUCUGACUGGAGUAAUACAAGAACAAGGUCUCUUAGUACAACAGUGCCUGAGGUAGUCCCGGAAGAGGCUGUCCCAGAGAAUCCACUGCAAAACCCAAGUAGAACAGCCAUGGAAGAUCACAAGCCAGUGAAGAUGGAAGGUGAAUUGUCUGAAAACAUGAGGGUGUUUCCUGCAAAGCACAGGCGCCACACUUUCUAUCCACGUUCAUACUCUGUCGAAGGCAGGGAUCUGCCCAUUUCUGUGUAUAGAGAAACAGAAACGUCACUUUUGGAUGAUAGCAGAAUGAAGAGAAAGGAAGAUAAUCUCUCCCUACCUUGUGUUGUUGCAUCAUCAGAUAGUCUGUUAAAGCCAAAUCCUCUCCCAACCUCAGCUGCUUCUACUCCAUCAUCAGUCAUGAGCAUACCCCCUCCAUUUCAACUAGCCAGCAUCACCAAAAAGCCCAUCACCAAAAGUUCACCAGCACUCUUGGUAGAAAAUGAAUCCCCUGAUAAAUAUUUAAAGCAAAAUGCAAAGAAAAAGUCAUCCUUUAAGCGUUUUUUACCAAUUAAACUGUCACUCAAGAAGAAAAUUGAGAAUAAGAUUGCAGUUGAGGUAAAUGUAUGCAAGCCAACCUCCGAUAAUGCCAGGGGCCUGGACUUUGACCGGAGAAGUCUGGGUAAUUCUCCACAGAUAAAGGCACGGUCUGGAAAGAUGUGCAUAUUGGAUUCUUCAUCCACCUUUCUCAUCAACAAGGAUGGCAAGAGAAAAGGAGUGCCGAAACCCUUCAGCAGGAGUGUGUCCAGGGUUGAGUCCUUUGAGGAUAGGUCUCGGCACUCCUACACAUCACUUCCUUUAACCAAACCCAGAUCCAUUUCCUUUCCCAACACAGAUACGUCUGAUUAUGAGAACAUCCCAGCUGUCAGCUCAGACUAUGAAAAUAUACAGAUUCCAUCCAGAAGGAAUGGUCGCUCAGGGACUGUCACCGAAUUCUUUGAAGAUCCCAGCAGAGCUUUCACUUUAGCCUCUGAAAAUGAUGGUUACGUGGACAUGAGCAGCUUUGCUCCAUUUGAGAGCAGGCAGAACAUGGAGCAGGAGCUCGAAAGUGUUGACAGUGAGACUCUGACAGCAUGUUCGCCCAGCGGAGAGGAGAUUGUGACUGAUGAAGAUAUUGGAAACAGUUCAGAGUCUGAGGACAUCGAAAGGGACCUGGCUCAACAGACUGACAUAGGGCUUGAAGCCUAUCACAUUGUAAAAGCAAUGACGACAUCAGAGAGAGCGUACCUGAGUGUCCUGAACUUCCUACACAUAGAAUUCAGAGAAGCAGCCAUGUGUGUUGUUCGGGGUGAAGCUAGCCCUGUGAUGGACCAGGAAGGUGUCACCCGCAUCCUGUGUGAUAUUGCUGAGCUGUACGAGCUCCACCAGGACAUACUGAGGGAGCUGGAGCAGAGCAUCACUGAAUGGGGGCAGACUGGUCCAAGGUUGGCUCAUGUGAUCUUAACACGGGGGCCCAAGCUGAGUGUGUACACCAGGUAUAUUGAGCAGUUUGAAAGCAACAUCGCAAUCCUGGAUCAAUCCUGUAGCAAGUUGCCAGAGUUUUCCACAACACUGCCGGAACUCGAGAUGUAUCCAGGGUCUAACAGGCUGAGCAUCAAGCAGUGUUUUUUUAAGCUGCUACAGCGAGUCCCUCAGUAUCACCUUUACCUGACAGAUUACUUAAAUAAUGUGUGUCCACACUCUGCUGAAUAUGAAGAUGCAAAAGCUGGUUUACUUGUUGUGAAUGAAGUCUGUGAGCUGCUCAGACAGUGUGUGACCCAAGGGGAGAAUCUUCAGAAGCUGCUGGAAGUUGAGCACAGAGUGAAAGGCCUACCCCAAAUCACGCAGCCUGGGAGGGUGCUUGUCAAGGAAGGACCACUGCUGAGGGUGACUGAGGAAACACUGCAGCGUCGUCAUUGUUUCUUGAUGAGUGACAUGUUCCUGUACACUGUGCCCCAGCAAUGUGGGAAAUAUCAACUCAACAAGACACUGCCACUGAUGGGCAUGAAGCUGCUGUGGGAGCACAUCUCCAUCCGGCUGAUCGAGGAGCGUUUGCUAUGUCCGCUGUACCCGACGUCCGCUGGGUACAGUCACCUGCUCCAGGAACAAGAUGCAACUGGGAUUCUGAGCUGCUAUGAGCAGCCUUUUGUGGGUAAUUGGCAAUGUGCCUGCUGCUUUUAUGCUGGUAUCUAG